UUCUCCCUUUUCUUCCUCAACCCUUAACCCUACGCUACCUACCGGCCGAUCUCCGUUUCGCCAUGAGGCAAGGCAAAGCCGUGAGCGCGGCGUCGAGCAGGGACGACACGAGGGUUCCUCGUAAGAGAAAGGGCUCUGAUGUUGACGGUGGAAAGAAGGCGAAGCGAGGGAAGGCCCUGAAGGACCCCAACAAGCCCAAGAGGCCUCCCAGCGCCUUCUUCGUCUUUCUGGGAGAGUUUAGGAAGGAGUUCCAGCAGCAGAACCCUGACAACAAGAAAGUCGCUGCUGUAAGCACAGCUUGCGGUGAUAAGUGGAGGUCAAUGUCUGAAUCUGAAAAGGCUCCAUAUGUAGAGAUGGCUGCCAAGAGAAAGGAAGAAUACCAGAAACAAAUUGUCGCUUAUAAUGAAAAACAGUCUGAGGGAUACAGUGGAGAAACUUCUGAUAAAUCUAAAUCAGAGGUAGACUAUGAGGAUGGACAGGAAGAAGACCAAGAGUAAUUUGAGCAAGUUGAAUUUCCGAAGCAUGGAGUUUUUCGUUCUUUGUUCUUAAGUUCUUUAAAAUGUAGUCCUGAAAGUACAAGCUUUGGUCUUUGUUGCCGUUUCUCUCUUGUUAAAGGAUAUAUACUUGCUGGCUUUUACACUUGUUCCAUAUAAUUGUUUCUGGUUUGUUUAUCAAAGUAUUUUCUUGACGAUUCUUUGGUUCA
Zingiber officinale is the source of this 703-nucleotide messenger RNA. Its product is annotated as HMG1/2-like protein. The transcript has 7 exons. The coding region runs from base 63 to 497 and encodes 144 amino acids. Lineage: Eukaryota; Viridiplantae; Streptophyta; Magnoliopsida; Zingiberales; Zingiberaceae. The record is from RefSeq and is a predicted model, not a curated record.